Messenger RNA from Porites evermanni, 1229 nucleotides. Lineage: Eukaryota; Metazoa; Cnidaria; Anthozoa; Scleractinia; Poritidae. The record is from the annotation of a GenBank genome assembly.
AUGUCUACGGUGGUAAGCAAAACUGGUAUAGCGUCACUGAAGUGUGGGGUCAAAGGAAAUCCAGUACCCCAGGGCACGUGGCUGAAGAAAAAUUCCAGUCUUCCCUCCCAUAAACGAAUCAUGCAAUCACGAGGUGACCUUGUGAUAGGAGAUGUGACGUCACAAGAUGGAGGAGUGUACACGUGUAGGGCAAAAAAUAUUCUUGGAGUCGUGACUUCAUCGGCCACAUUGACUGUUCAAGGUAACUACUAAAUAUUAAUGUCCCAGUGUACAGGUGAAAAAAUCUACAGAAGCUUUGAGUUAACAAAGCUUAGCGAUUCAUAUUCAAACUACAGAAAAUUCGUUAUAGGCUUAAUUGAAUCGCAAUCGUAAGAAUCAAAAUGCUUCCAUUUUCUUCUUACUCCCCUCGGCUAUUAUGACUCCGUCGAAUUACGGGCUCGUGAUCGACGGAGUUGCAAGCGAAUUAGAGCGCUGUUUGUACUAAAUCAUCACACGUGAGCUUUUGCUUACAACCUAAACUUCGAAUCUGUCAUUAACAAAAUCCAGCCCCUUCUCAGGAGCUGUGACUUUACGCUGGCUGCAAUAAAUGGGACGGAAGAAGUCGGUCACGAACUUCAAAGUAAUAGUCUAACUGCUAGCUUAUUUUUUAAGUUACUUGACGUGCAUUUUUUUGUGUCUGUUAAUCAGUUGCUGCCUUGGUCACAAAAAAGCCCUCGUCUGUUAUCCUUGAAGAAGGAGAAGACGUAACCCUGGUGUGCAAAGCUUCUGGUCGGCCGAUACCAACCAUCACAUGGCAAAAGCUAUUGGGUCAUUUGCCAAGAGGAAGGACUGCAGUGAUCUAUGGGAAUAUGACUAUACUUAGUGUAACUAAAAAGGAUACUGGGACUUACGUAUGCUCAGUAAAGAAUCUCCUUGGAGAAGACUCCGCUUUGGUCGUAAUAACAGUGAUUGACAGGCUGAAAUUUACCGUGACACCUCCUUUGAAGGUUGCUGUAUCUGAGUUCAACAACCUGACGCUAAAUUUCAAAGCCCAGGGAGCCCUAGAUAUAACCUGGAAGAGGACCAACAAAAAUCUUCUUCAAAACCACGUUUUUAUUUCAAACGGAACUUUGUUUCUAAAACAGGUGACCGCAAAUGAUGAGGGAUCAUACACAUGUGUUGCAAGAAAUUAUCAAAGAACAAUGGACAAGGACAUGUGUUGUCGAAGUGCCCAAACCCAUGUCCUGUAG